Vicia villosa (hairy vetch) is the source of this 730-nucleotide messenger RNA. Its product is annotated as small ribosomal subunit protein uS8z/uS8w. Gene Ontology annotation, molecular function: structural constituent of ribosome. The coding region runs from base 165 to 557 and encodes 130 amino acids. NCBI's taxonomy places the organism in Eukaryota, Viridiplantae, Streptophyta, Magnoliopsida, Fabales, Fabaceae. The record is from RefSeq and is a predicted model, not a curated record. Gene Ontology annotation, biological process: translation. Gene Ontology annotation, cellular component: cytosolic small ribosomal subunit; ribosome. The transcript has 4 exons.
AUUAAGGCCCAAAAUCAUAUAGGUUUAACCUAGCAAAAUUUUUGACCAAAAAACCCUAGAAAACUUUGACUUUUUCCUUCUUGUUUAAUCUAGCACGCUGCUCGUUCAUCCUUCUUCUUCUUCACCGUCGCUUCACCUUCUACUGUGAUUCUUCAGCUGCAACCAUGGUGAGAGUCAGUGUGUUGAAUGAUGCUCUUAAAAGUAUGUACAAUGCUGAGAAAAGAGGAAAGCGUCAAGUCAUGAUUCGUCCAUCUUCCAAAGUCAUCAUCAAAUUCCUCAUCGUUAUGCAGAAGCACGGAUAUAUUGGAGAGUUUGAAUAUGUUGAUGACCACAGAUCUGGGAAAAUCGUUGUUGAAUUGAACGGUAGGCUGAAUAAAUGUGGUGUUAUUAGUCCCCGUUUUGAUGUUGGUGUCAAGGAGAUCGAAGGUUGGACUGCCAGGCUUCUUCCUUCCAGACAGUUUGGGUAUAUUGUUUUGACUACCUCUGCUGGCAUUAUGGAUCACGAAGAGGCUAGGAGAAAGAAUGUUGGUGGUAAGGUCCUAGGGUUUUUCUACUAGGCUAGUUUUGAGAGUCUUUAUAAUUUCAGAUUUUGAUUUACAUGAUGUAAUGGAGGAUAUGCAAUCAAGAAUUGCAGGAGCUGUUUGUACUUUUUUUUAAAAUUUUGUUUUGCAAACUUAAGUUUGUCACUAAUUUAUGGGACGUCUUCAUUAUUAUCUUUCUUACACUGAAA